CAAUUAUACAGGUACUGGGUAUUUUUUCGGUUUUUUGUUUUUUGACAUGGCUGAGAGACAAGUGGUAGAUCAGCAGCAGCAAAGUGAUGCACAGAUGCAAUCUCCAACGGCUCCGAGGGAAGACAUGGUUUCGUGUGUAAUGGCGCUGGAGGCUGCUUUGCUUCCAUGCUUGCCUGCUAAGGAGCUUCAAGCGAUUGACCGCUCUCCCCUCCCCUCUCAUCAGAUUGAUGUGGAGAGGCAUGCCAGAGACUUCAUGGAAGCUGCCAAAAAGCUUCAAUUGUACUUCAUCGGUCUGCAACGUGAGGAUCAGCCAACGAAGGCUGAGCAACUAAGAAAGGAGAUUGAUGCAAUGGAAGAGGAGUUGAGGAUAAAGACUGAGAUUAUUAAGAAGCAUGAAAGGUUGAUCCAAGGGUGGAAAAAGGAGCUCAAAGACCAAUUGGACAAGCACAACACUGAGCUUGAGAGGGUCUAGUGACUCGAGCAAUACAAUGGUAGUAAUCUAACGGAAUUCCGUUUGUUGGUCGAUCAUUUGGUAGCAUCCGUAAUGACCAUCUCUCUGUGUUUCUUUAACAUCUUUUGUAAUUCAACUGUAUCGUGUACAAAUUAUGAUCAGUAAAGAUUAAAAAUGUUGAUUCUACUGUC
Malus domestica (apple) is the source of this 642-nucleotide messenger RNA. Its product is annotated as mediator of RNA polymerase II transcription subunit 28. The record is from RefSeq and is a predicted model, not a curated record. NCBI's taxonomy places the organism in Eukaryota, Viridiplantae, Streptophyta, Magnoliopsida, Rosales, Rosaceae. Gene Ontology annotation, biological process: regulation of DNA-templated transcription. Gene Ontology annotation, cellular component: mediator complex.